GCGGGUCGGACCCGGGCGCCCGGAGCGGCGAGGCGGAGCGGCCGGCGGCGGCGGCAUGGCCGGGCGGCGGGUGAACGUGAACGUGGGCGUGCUGGGCCACAUCGACAGCGGCAAGACGGCGCUGGCGCGCGCGCUCAGCACCACGGCCUCCACCGCCGCCUUCGACAAGCAGCCGCAGAGCCGCGAGCGCGGCAUCACGCUCGACCUGGGCUUCUCGUGCUUCUCGGUGCCGCCGGCGGCGCCCGGCGAGCCGCUGCUGCAGGUCACGCUGGUCGACUGCCCCGGGCACGCCUCCCUCAUCCGGACCAUCAUCGGCGGGGCCCAGAUCAUCGAUCUGAUGAUGCUGGUCAUCGACGUGACCAAGGGGAUGCAGACCCAAUCGGCAGAAUGCCUCGUGAUUGGCCAGAUCGCCUGCCAGAAGCUGGUUGUAGUGCUGAACAAAAUAGACCUCCUAGCCGAAGGGAAGCGACAGGCAGCCAUCGACAAGAUGACGAAGAAGAUGCAGAAGACCCUGGAGAACACCAAGUUCCGGGGCGCACCGAUCAUACCCGUGGCGGCCAAGCCGGGGGGCCCGGAGGCCCCCGAAACUGAAGCUCCGCAGGGCAUCACUGAGCUCAUCCAGCUCCUGAAGUCCCAGAUCUCCAUCCCGGAGAGGGACCCCUCGGGCCCGUUCCUCAUGUCUGUGGACCACUGCUUCUCCAUCAAAGGCCAGGGCACCGUGAUGACGGGGACCAUCCUCUCGGGCUCCAUCAGCCUCGGUGACAGCGUGGAGAUCCCUGCCCUCAAGGUGGUGAAGAAGGUCAAGUCCAUGCAGAUGUUCCACACGCCGGUGGCCUCGGCCGUGCAGGGAGACCGCAUGGGCGUCUGCGUCACGCAGUUCGACCCGAAGCUGCUGGAGCGCGGGCUGGUGUGCGCCCCCGGCUCGCUGCACACGGUGCACGCGGCGCUGGUCUCCGUGGAGAAGAUCCCCUACUUCCGGGGCCCGCUGCAGACCAAGGCCAAGCUGCACAUCACCGUGGGCCACGACACCGUCAUGGGCCGCCUCCUCUUCUUCAGCCCCGAGCCCGAGCGCUUCGAGCAGCCGCCGCAGCUGGACGCCUUCGACUUCUCCCGCGAGUACCUCCUCCAGGACCAGCUCCUCGGCCCCGACGGCGCCGACGGCCGCUGCCCCCGGCAGCAGUGGGCCCUGGUGGAGUUCGAGAAGCCCAUCACCUGCCCGCGGCUGUGCCUGGUCAUCGGCUCCAGGCUGGACGCCGACAUCCACGCCAACACGUGCCGCCUGGCCUUCCACGGCCGGCUGCUGUGCGGGCUGGUGGACAGGAACUACGCAGAGAGCGUGCUGCCCGCGCUCAGGGUCUACAAGCUCAAGCACAGGCACGGCCUCGUGGAGCGGGCCAUGGACGACCACAACGUGAUCGGCCGCUCCCUGUUCAAGAAGGAGACCAACAUCCAGCUGUUCGUGGGGCUCAAGGUGCAGCUGUCCACUGGGGAGCUGGGCGUCAUCGACAGCGCCUUCGGCCAGAGCGGCAAGUUCAAGGUCCACGUCCCCGGUGGCCUGAGCCCCGAGUCCAAGAGGAUCCUGGCGCCGGCCCUCAAGAAGCGUGGCCGGGGCCGCGGGGAGGCGGCCCGGCAGGAGGAGGGGACGGAGCGGCCGGAGCCCCCGCAGCACGUGACGCUGAGCCUGUCCUUCAAGCGCUACGUCUUCGACACCCACAAGCGCAUGGUCCAGUCGCCCUGAGGGACCCGGGGACGGGCCCACUGGCUGCAGUGCCAAAUACUCCACCAGACGUGCCUCCGCCCUGCAGGGCCACUGCCCAGCCCUGGGGAGAAGCGGGGACCGGGGGCUGGGGGACCUGGAGGGCUGUCGCCCAUUCCUGCAGCUGCUGGUCUGGGGCAGCCACCAGGCCUGGCUAGGAAAGGGCCUCGGCCAGAGAGCCGCCGCCUGCCAGGCUGCCCCUGCCUGGGCCACCUGGAGGCUGUAAAUAAACAUGGCAUG
Sciurus carolinensis (gray squirrel) is the source of this 1996-nucleotide messenger RNA. RefSeq names its product eukaryotic elongation factor, selenocysteine-tRNA specific (gene Eefsec). Gene Ontology annotation, molecular function: GTPase activity; translation elongation factor activity; GTP binding. Lineage: Eukaryota; Metazoa; Chordata; Mammalia; Rodentia; Sciuridae. The record is from RefSeq and is a predicted model, not a curated record. Gene Ontology annotation, biological process: selenocysteine incorporation. The transcript is spliced from 7 exons. The coding region runs from base 56 to 1738 and encodes 560 amino acids.